Molecule: messenger RNA, 1050 nt
Organism: Hyaena hyaena (striped hyena)
Lineage: Eukaryota; Metazoa; Chordata; Mammalia; Carnivora; Hyaenidae
Gene: MUC21
Product: mucin 21, cell surface associated
Exons: 3
Coding region: 1-1050 (349 amino acids)
Source: RefSeq, a predicted model, not a curated record
AUGGACACGGAGGAGGCCAUUACAAGAACCAUGAAAUGGAUCACAGAGGAGGAAGCCAAGGACGCCGUGGAGGACAAGGAGAUUCCCAACACUGGAUCUAGUGUGACUUCUAGUGGAACAAACAUGGCCUCUAGUACUGUAUCCAGUACAACUGGAGGGAGCAGAACACCUGUCAACACUGGAUCCAGCACAACAUCCGGUGGGAGGAGUACCGCCUCCAACACUGAAUCCAGUGUGACCUACAGUGGUUCCAGCACAGCCUCUGGAGGGGCCAGCACACCUGUCAACACUGGAUCCAGCACAACCUCUGGCAGGACUAGUACAACUUCCCAAACCAGACCCAGUGUGACCUCCAAUACUGAAUCUAGCACCACUUCCAGAGGAAGUAGUACACCUGUUAAUACUGGAUCCAGUGAAACCUCAAGUGAGACCAAUACAGCCUUCAACACUAGAUCCAGUACAACUUCUGGUGGGACCAGCACGCCUGCCAAUACAACCUCUAGUGGAACCAGCAUAGUUUCCAGUACCGGAUCCAGUACAACCUCCAGCGGGACAAGCACAACUGCCAGCCCUGGAUCUAGUGAAACCUCCAGCAGGACCAGUAUAGCUUCCAACACUGGAUCUAGUGUGACUUCCAGUGGGACCAGCACAGCUGCCAACAUUACAUCCAGUGCAACCGCCGGAAGCUCUGGCAUACAUUCUCCAACUGGAACACACACAACUUCCAAUGGCACGAGCACUACUACUCCAGUGAAUGAAGUGACACCCAGUGGGCCUCUGAAACCAUGGGAAAUCUUCCUCAUUACUCUGGUCUCGGUUGUAGUGGCUGUGGGAUUCUUUGCUGGGCUCUUCUUCUGUGUGAGAAAUUCCCUGUCUCUGAGAAACGUCUUUGACACAGCUGUCUACCGCCCCCAUGGUCCCAACCUUGGCACAGGCCCUGAAGGGCAUCAUGGAGUCCACCACAGGCCUAGUUGGAGGCCUAACUGGUUCUGGAGGAGACCAGUAUCCUCAGUAGCCAUGGAGAUGAGAAGGAGAUACAAUGGGCCCUGA